Messenger RNA from Amoebophrya sp. A25, 509 nucleotides. The record is from the annotation of a GenBank genome assembly. Lineage: Eukaryota; Dinophyceae; Syndiniales; Amoebophryaceae.
GGACAUUCGAAAACUGGACUUCCACGACCGACUACGACCCCAAUUACAUGAAGAACUCUGCUAGAAGCGGACAGCCCUUCGUGCGUCGUGAACGAGACGAAGCUGCUUAUGAUUUUUGUGGGUGAAGCUGUGCCUGUGUAGCGUAACUUUUCUAGUUUCGAGACACUUACUACAUUUUUCCACAACAACUAGUACGGAGUAAGUGCCUAGUAGUUUUGUAGGUAAUUGCUUAGUCAAAGUCAAAGAUGAUGCCUCUUCGUUACAUUGACAGAAAGAGGAAUUGAUCUGGAUACUAGUCGUAUUACCUCUGUGACAGUGUCAGACUGAGUGAGCGUGUCAGCGUCUUGCAUGGGAUACAACAGAUGCUAGUCCUAUUACCUCGGAGUCAGUAUAUUGCAAAGGAUGUUGCAACAUAUGCCAGCCUUAUUACCUCUGAGCAUAGGAUACAGAUGCCAGCAUUGCCUCCGAGAUACUGACUCAGUAGAUAGCAGAAGAUACAGAUACGAGUG